Messenger RNA from Linum tenue, 279 nucleotides. The record is from the annotation of a GenBank genome assembly. NCBI's taxonomy places the organism in Eukaryota, Viridiplantae, Streptophyta, Magnoliopsida, Malpighiales, Linaceae.
AUGGGUAUAUUGGGGCACAGAGUGAUUCUUCUUCUGUUGUGCAUUGGGAAUUUAGCUCUUCAGCCUGAGACGGCGUAUGGCCUGACAAGCAUUGAUCUUGCUCUGAGAUGGCGGCAUCCUGGGCACCAAAAUUCGCGCUUCCUGAAGGGAGUGGCUGUAGAUGAGUUGCAGGGCACAUCGUCGAGCUUGGCGCCUGGACCUUCAGUGAUGUUUGAUCCUAAUCAGUCCAACAAAAGAACGGUUAAGAAAGGAUCAGAUCCCAUUCACAACAGGCAGUAG